AUGCUGAAAGGUUCGAAACCAAGCAAAGGUGUGCAGAAGGCAAAGAAAGACACUCAGAAGCGUCAAAUAUAUUGUGUCUGUGCACCCUGUAUAAAAGAAUGCGGGAAACAGGGCAAGAAGCUACCUGCGUGGUUAGAGAGAACACACCGCAAGACAGGCAUCAAGAGAGUGCAGUGUGAUGAUGAUGACAAUGACAACGACAAUGAGUUGGUUUCGUUUGAGGAGAUAGCAGCUGCUUGCAGGAAAGCAAAGGAUCCGGGAAAUGCAGCUUGCUCGAUGGCUGUUAUGAAACUUCCUGCAGCCAAAGAUCUGUCCUAUCAUAGCCCACAUCACUCCAUGCAACCCCUUGAGCAUUCCUCUGAUGCAGACAACGACUCUGUCCUACUCGAACAAUCUCUCGCUGAUUGUCCUAUGGACAAGGAAUUCCCGGCACACUCAGACACCGACAUCAUUGAUUUCAUGAAUGAUUCUGCGGAAGAACAGAGGGCCGAUGCUGACCAUGACAACGAGAUAUCCCGUUCACUACCUCCUCAGAGACCUGAAUCAUCUGACAAGCAACCUGAAGUCCCUCCAUCUUCUGUCCAGGUACCUGACGUGCAGCCAGCAUCGCCAGUGCCAGUGAAUGAGCUGCUGGAGCCUCCACUUCCCCCUGAUGUCAUCCUCGACAGUGCUUCACAGCACUGGUUUUGGAAAAUCAUACUUAUUUUGGUGGCGUGGCUUAAUCUACACUAUCAUUUACCUCACCGUGCAGCUAACCUUCUUCUGAAGGUCACAGCAUCUAUUUUCUAUGGACUUGGUGUUUUCACUCUCGAAGAGAAGCCAGCUCAGACGCUGAAUACUGCUUUUGCUCAUUUGGCAUUGGCAGACUGUUUUGAGUCUUCAUCAGCAACUAAACCAUCUCGCUCGACUAUGAAGCCCAAGCUUCGCUGCCCUCAAAAUCCACUUUCAAAUGGCAUUCUUCGGCUUCUAUCUCAAGACAGCAUAGAACUGCAACUCAAUGCUUGGCGAUCUCAACCGACUACUCCCGGGAAGUGUUCAUCUAUUCAAGAUGGCGAGAUCUGGAAGACGUUACGAGGGACAGACGGAAACCUAUUCUUCGAUAACACGGCUGAACGUCAGGAUGCUGAUGAGCUACGGAUUGGGAUAACACUUGGCUUUGAUGGGUUCAACUAUCAGCACAGCAGUAAUGCAGGGUCACGCAGCUCUGGUGUAAUGUCGAGUUGUGUUGCGAACCUACCCACUCAUCUGCGACUCUCUUGUCUCUUAAACUCUCUGUUGGGCAGCUAUCCACCAUGUCCCAAGGAGCUUGAUUCCGAUCAGCUCCAAUUUUUCAUGAAGGAUUAUGUUGAUGAUCUAUUGUGGCUUUAUGACGAGGGAAUAAUCAUCAAGACUUCAAAAUAUCCAGAAGGGCGAUGUGUACGUGUCAUUCUCGUUGCAGUAUGCUGUGACAAUCCAGCGAUGUGCAAGUCGAAGCUGAAAACAGAAGAUGCAAUGGAGUAUGAUAGUAUCAUCAAAACUCAAUGGUUCAAUGCAUGGGUUCAAACAAAUGUGCUGCGUCAGAGACGGCCAAGGUUGAACGUGAACUCGACGAAAUUCAUCGACUCUUAUCUACGAGCUAACAUAUAUUGCCAGUUUGAGAUACCAUCUUGGGUCACACGACUACCAGAUCAAGUUGGGUAUCCAGCAGGAGGGUCUCUCACAUCUGAUGAGUGGAAAGGCUUGGCACUCGUCUUUUGUCCUAUCACCAUCCCGUUGGUCUGGGAAAAAUGGUAUCCAAUUAAUAUGAAGCAAAAUCAGAAGGAGAUAGAGAGCUGGGAGAAGCAGGAGCAGGCGCGCAUACAAAGAGUUGCAUCAGGCAAACAAGCGCAGAACAGAAAGGAUAAUGAACCUCCCACUCAUCCGAAGGAUAUGGCGAUGCAUGCUGAUGAUGCUGACAAUUUCUUGAAUCUUGCAGCAGCAUUGAAGAUCAUUCUAGGACGGAGCAUCAGUGACACUGAUAUCCCCCAAGCAAAGGAGCUUCUUAAUAAGUAUCUUCUCAGGUUCUUAGAGAUUCAUCCGAAGCAUGUCAAACCUUCUCACCACUGGGUGACACACAUCUUUGAACAGCUAGAGGAUUAUGGUCCCGUUUAG
Suillus subalutaceus is the source of this 2130-nucleotide messenger RNA. RefSeq lists its product as uncharacterized. The record is from RefSeq and is a predicted model, not a curated record. The transcript is spliced from 14 exons. NCBI's taxonomy places the organism in Eukaryota, Fungi, Basidiomycota, Agaricomycetes, Boletales, Suillaceae. Bases 1 to 2130 code for a protein of 709 amino acids.